UUUGCAUUUUAAUACAUAAGAAGAUCCGGAUCCGGACCCGCUCCUGACCCGAUGGUUGGUUGGUGCUUGCGCCUUUUCCAGUUCCCAAUUUCAUCGUCUUUUUCUCUUCCAUCUCUAGUCCGAUCGGUGUAUUAUUAGCAACUAGCAAACCCUAGUAGCUUCAAUCAUAUUGUUCCGUCGUUUCAGCAAACGCAAUGAACCGUGGCAGAGGCGGCAACCGCGGCGGCGGCGGUGGUGGUGGAGGAGGGCGCUACGUUCCCCGAGGGCGAUCGUCACAAUCUGCGGAUCGUCACAGCCCUAUUGGAGCUCAUUCAAACGAGUCUUCUCCUGGUAAUGGAAGUGGAUCUUCGAGAAGUGAAACAAGAAACUCGGAAGUAGCAGCGGUCGAUAACGUAACAAAGAAAUUCAGUGAUAUGUCAUCAUCAGAUUAUCAACAAGGACCUAAUUCUGAACCCCGUGGAGUUAAAACCGCGUCGCCAAAUGAUGGAAAUCCCAGACGAGUACAGAAUAUUGCUCCAGGUUUUGAUAAUGAUUUUCCUUCAUUGUCAACCGAGUCAGCUCAGACGAUAGACUGUAGUUUUAUGAACGGUAAGCUCCCUAAGGAAGUUGAAAGUGGGAAGAGUACUUCUGAUGGAACUAGCGGAAAAAGUGGAUUCGAGAAUUCUGAUAGCCAACAAAAAGGAUGUUCUUUCGAUAUUUGUGAGCAGAGAGAUAGAAAUGUUGUGAAGCUGAAAACACCUCUGCAUGUGAAGAACAAAGCCGCGAGGAAUGAAAUGAAGCGUCGUACCGAAGGAUACAACAACAUACAGAAUCUUAGGCCUGGCAUGAUUCUACUAAAGAAUUAUUUAUCCGUAUCAGACCAGGUCAAAUUGAUAAAGGCGUGCAGGGAUCUUGGUCGAGGGUGCGGAGGUUUUUACCAACCUGGGUACAGUGAUGGAGCAAAGUUACAGUUGAAGAUGAUGUGCCUUGGUAAAAAUUGGGAUCCCGAGACAAGCACGUACGGUGAUAAAAGGCCCAUUGAUGAAGCCGAACCUCCCCCUAUUCCCGUUGAGUUUCAGCAUUUGGUUAAAGAAGCUAUUCGGUAUUGCCAUAGUCAUUUAGAGUCUCAUUCCAAAGAAAAGAGUCCGAGAGAUAUUCUUCCUUCGAUGUCUCCAAACAUAUGUAUCAUCAACUUCUACACAAAGAACGGGAAACUUGGUCUUCAUCAGGAUAAAGAUGAAAGUCAAGAAAGUUUAAGUAAAGGACUUCCUGUGGUAUCUUUCUCAAUCGGUGACUCUGCAGAAUUUCUGUUCGGGGGGGACCAGAGGGACAUCGACAAGGCAGAGAAAGUUGUACUGGAAUCAGGGGAUGUGUUAAUUUUUGGUGGUGAAUCGAGGCAUAUUUUUCAUGGUGUUAGUAACAUUAUUCGCGAUACUGCCCCUAAAGCUCUUCUGGAGGAAACCGAUUUUAGACCCGGCCGUUUGAAUCUCACUUUCCGAGAGUACUGAUGUUUACACUGUGGUAGUAUUGUACAAGUUUAUUGUAUCUGCUGUUGUUUUGAAUUACUACAUAAGAUUUAAGGUGGGGUGAUUCUGUACAGUUGUACUACUAUAGCUUGUUAAUUGUCACUUGUUUCAAGAUAUAACAUUUUAUUUUCCCCCAA
Erythranthe guttata (spotted monkey flower) is the source of this 1642-nucleotide messenger RNA. RefSeq lists its product as hypothetical. Gene Ontology annotation, biological process: oxidative RNA demethylation. The record is from RefSeq and is a predicted model, not a curated record. NCBI's taxonomy places the organism in Eukaryota, Viridiplantae, Streptophyta, Magnoliopsida, Lamiales, Phrymaceae. Gene Ontology annotation, cellular component: cytoplasm. Gene Ontology annotation, molecular function: oxidative RNA demethylase activity; ferrous iron binding; broad specificity oxidative DNA demethylase activity.